UGAUUCGACUCGCACAACUCGCCAGCGCACGUUUCGAAUCCCCGACGAACAUUCACACCGAACAAACCGUCAAACCCGAUCAAAACUCGCCCAUCAUGAAGCUUCACUACAUUGGCAUCCUCCGCAACGAUACGCAGCCCGCACACGAACUCGUCGCCGAGAAGGAGCUGAGCGCAUACUCGCGCUUCACACGCCAAAACUAUGGCGAAUUCAUGACCCUCUUCGCAAAGACCGUCGCCGAGCGCACCCGUCCCGCCCAACGACAAGACGUCGAAGAACAAGACUACACCUUCCACGCCUACGGCCGCACCGAGGGCAUCUGCGGCAUCAUCAUCUCGGACCACCAGUACCCCGCCCUCGUCGCGCACCAGCUCCUCAGCAAGGUCGUCGACGAGUUCCUCGCCAAGCACCCGCGCUCCUCGUGGGCCACCGGCGAGCCCGUCCUGCCCUUCCCCGAGCUCAGGGACUACCUCGCCAAGUACCAGGACCCCCAGCAGGCCGACAGCAUCAUGAAGAUCCAGAAGGAGCUCGACGAGACCAAGAUUGUGCUGCACAAGACGAUUGAGAGCGUCCUGCAGAGGGGGGAGAAGAUUGACGAUUUGGUGGCUAAGAGUGAUGGGCUGAGUGCGCAGAGCAAGAUGUUUUAUCAGCAAGCAAAGAAGCAGAAUUCCUGCUGCGUAUUGAUGUAGAGGUUCUUUUAUAUGGCGUUGCAUACGGUCAUGUUUUCUUCAGCAAUGAAUGGGCUGUUUGUUUUAUCGAAAGAUUGGUUAUCAAAGACAGAAUCGCAAACAUACCUACCUUACCUUAUCUUUCCCAUCUCUAAUACAUAUA
Molecule: messenger RNA, 831 nt
Organism: Trichoderma reesei QM6a
Lineage: Eukaryota; Fungi; Ascomycota; Sordariomycetes; Hypocreales; Hypocreaceae
Product: v-snare-like protein
Exons: 5
Coding region: 96-689 (197 amino acids)
Biological process (GO): endoplasmic reticulum to Golgi vesicle-mediated transport
Cellular component (GO): Golgi apparatus; membrane
Molecular function (GO): SNAP receptor activity
Source: RefSeq, a predicted model, not a curated record